Aspergillus niger is the source of this 1272-nucleotide messenger RNA. RefSeq lists its product as uncharacterized. The coding region runs from base 1 to 1272 and encodes 423 amino acids. Gene Ontology annotation, biological process: regulation of transcription by RNA polymerase II. The transcript has 3 exons. The record is from RefSeq and is a predicted model, not a curated record. NCBI's taxonomy places the organism in Eukaryota, Fungi, Ascomycota, Eurotiomycetes, Eurotiales, Aspergillaceae. Gene Ontology annotation, molecular function: DNA-binding transcription activator activity, RNA polymerase II-specific.
AUGCGGAGACUUGCGGGGGAAUCCUCAACCCCGGAAUCUCACCCAGCUGAUAGCCGAAUGGCUACACACUAUACAUACAGACAAAAUCUCUAUGUUGCCCAGCAGCAGCAGCAGCAGCCACCAGCACCGAUUCCGCCUCAAUGGCAAACCAGUCCUAUCCCAGCGCGAGAAACUCAUCCAAAAGAUCGAAGCCGGAGUCCAACGAAAGGCUCACUUCAAAUCACGAAACGGAUGCGCCGCAUGCAAGCAGAAACGAGUGAAAUGCGACGAAGUCAAGCCAAUAUGCGGGAAAUGCGCCGCAAAGGGGACGACAGCAGCCUAUACCAUAUGCUUCCGCUGUCGAUCUCACAGCAUUCGCUGCUUCAUGCUAUUCUGGCUGUGUCGGCGAGGGAUCUGCUCUGCCUACAUCGCCAUCAUCAGGACUGCCAGCAUGGUUACCAACAAAUAAAAGAGCGACAGAAACUCGUGCUAUCAUUCUACCACCACUACCACCGCUUCGCAACCCUCUACAAAGACGACCUCCUCCGCCCACCAUCUACCGAAACAGCUAACUUAGCUCACUCGAACGCAUUUCUCAUGAACGUCCUAGUCGUCGCAGAUCCAGCGAGUACCUCCUACUCCUCCUCCACAUCAAACUCAUGGGUCACAAGAAAAGCCAAAGACAACAUCGACGCCGCAUUCUCAUGGAUCAAAGUCCAAGCUAUCCAUCAAACGAUUCUAGAGCCCUAUUGGAAAUUUGUGCCGAGUACAUUUUGGUAUUCUGUGUUCGUGGACGAUCAUCACCAGCAGAAGGACGACCAAGAGCAACAAGAACCCUCCGUAAAUACAACUACCGGCAUAAGGAAAAUCAUCAUCGAUCAUCUCGCUAUUAUAUGUGCUAUUGAACAAACAUCUACUACGACGCCGGAAAGAAACGUCUAUCUCUCCGCGUAUAAGAAUCUAUGCUCUAUCCUCACUACACCUAUCCCUCGUACAUCUCGAACACCAUCAGCUCAAAUCUUCGGCUCAUACAUCAAAUUCAUGAUAGAGUUAAAUGCACACUUUGUGAAUUUACUUCGCUCUAAGGAUGAACCUGCGCUGCUAAUGUUCAGCAUCUGGUUAAAUCGGAUGAGAAGUAUAGUGGGAAACAAGUAUGUCACUUCCCUCAAAGGGGCAAUCCCAGCAGCGACCCCAGCAGUUAAAUUCAGUUAUACACUAUAUAAAGCUCCAACAUGCAAGAUGAGUAUUAUUGAAAAUCGAGCCCAGUGCCCUCGUACAUCCUAUGCUCUGUGA